This is a messenger RNA of Perca flavescens (yellow perch), 3085 nucleotides long. RefSeq names its product V-set immunoregulatory receptor (gene vsir). Gene Ontology annotation, biological process: regulation of immune response; negative regulation of alpha-beta T cell activation. The transcript is spliced from 7 exons. Lineage: Eukaryota; Metazoa; Chordata; Actinopteri; Perciformes; Percidae. Bases 203 to 1108 code for a protein of 301 amino acids. The record is from RefSeq and is a predicted model, not a curated record. Gene Ontology annotation, cellular component: plasma membrane.
UGGAUCAAGUCAAGUGAGAGACAAAGUGACAAGGGACUGCCAGCCAACUCUCUGAGUUCUGGUGUAAAGUUGAGAGAGUUCGCUUAGCUAGUUAGUUUAACAGAGAACAAGUUUAACAGAGGCUUCUAGAGUUAGUGGAUUAUAGUCCGAGUCAAAAACUAUUGUGCUACUUUUUUUUUUUUUGUUCAACAUCCAGACAACCAUGGAGAGCAGAUUACCCUGUCGGAGAUCUCUCUGGGGAAACACGUCCACAUUUUGGUUUUGCUCGGUUUUGUUUUACGCAGGCCUAGCUGGAGGUAAAGGCGAGAUGUCCCACGCCCACUCCACACUGAGUGUUUCACCCCCCCACCUGUACUACACCUGCCCAGAGGGUGCAACUGUCAAACUGGUGUGUAACCAGAGAGGUGCCCCGUUGUACCACAAUGACAUCUUGAAGACUACCUGGCUUUUCACACCCUACAGUGAUCAGCACUGUCGGGGACAUAUGGGCCCACGCCAUACUACCAUUGGCCAUGGCAACCACAGCGUGCCGCCAGGGUUGCAUUUCGGAACAGCAGAGCACAACUUCUGGAUGGUUCUGGAGAAUGUGACCCCCACUGACCAGGGUCGCUACUGCUGUAUGGUCCUAGACAUCCAGCAGGGACAUAAACACCCCUCCGGCGUGCAGAAAUACCACAGCCAUGUUAUUCUUCAUGUUACACCAUGGAGAAAUGGCUCUCCAAACUGCACUGUCUGGGAUCCCACGCCACCUGGAGGCUCUGUGCCAGUGGCCUUGGCCAUCGCAGCCUGCAUCUUGGCUCUGCUUUCUCUGCCUCUUAUUCUGGUACUUGUGUACAAACAGAGGCAGAAUGCCCAGUCGAGCAGACGUGCACAAGAGCUGGUGAGGAUGGACAGCGAGUCUCUUGGCCAUGAGAACCCUGUGUUUCUCGGAGGAUCACCGAAGUUUAAGACCCGAACCGUUUCUCAGAUCAUGACCAGGCAGUCCUCAGAGACAGGACGCCACCUGUUGUCUGAGCCAGGAACCCCCUUUUCUCCUCCUGCACAUGGGGAUGUAUUCUUCCCAACAGAAGACAUCAUCCUUGAGUCCCCAGACAUCCUGCAGGUUUAAAGUGGGUUGGGACUUCAUUCAUCGCUCUAACUGCUGACCUGGAAACAGUCCUGCAACUCUCUUCCUCCUCUUUCUGUCUCCAGAGCGAUGUUGACCUUAUCAGCUGUCUCACAAUAACCUCUGCUGGGAUUGUCGUCUGUAGGUUGUCUGGACCGCAGGAGGGAACGGACAGCGUUUUUUUUAUUCAAAAACUAUUUCCACCUGCAACAACAGCUGGGGGCCAAAGGAAAACUUUUGCUUGUGCACACUUGUGUUGUGGCUGGGGCUGGGUUUAUGUGUGAUGUUCCAUCUACACGCUGCUGAUAAUCACUCGUGGACCAACAGCUGCCUGCUGCUAGCGAAGAAUCCAGUGUUGAGGGUGGGGGUCCCGCCAUAUAUGCAGGGGUGGCACGUUAACUGUAACUUGCUUGGUGCAGUUCAGACAAACUGUGGUGGAUUUAUUUGCUUGGUUUGGUUCAGUUAAGCCGGUGUGUAAUUCAAACCCUUUUGCGGACCAGAGAACUGCGCUCUAACUGGUGCGGCUCGUUUGUGGUGUGAACUCAAUGCAGACCAACCUCGGGAUUAUGCGAUAGAAAAUGUAUGACAGUGAGUUUGAACUUUAAACUUUUGAAACAAUCCAUUUGCUGGUUGUUGGAACUGUCAUAGAAACAAUCCCCCAUAUCAUGACACAAGAUCAUUUGGUAGCCAUGGUAGCAUGGUAUGCCCGUCAGCGCAGGGAUAUUACGUCACACAUCAGAUGGUGAAGAAAAAAAAAAGAACAAGUGUGUGUUGCUUGCGUCCUACAUAGCAACAAGCUGUCACAGUGAUACAUAUUUUAUAAUUUCUUUAAACUGAACCACAGGUGUGAAAGCAACCGAAGGCUCUCUCUCGUCCCUCUCAUUGUAAUAAAGUGCUCAAAUAGCAUUAUACCAAAGUAGUGUCAAUAUUCUUGUACAAGUUGAGAGUAGUUUUUUUUAUGGCAUUACACUGUUCCUCGGUAUCAAUUCCACAUGGCCUCAGCUUCAUUUCUCUUACUGCUUGUUACCUCAGUUACUGUCAGCCCUGCUGCUUCAAAUACGCUCCUUCCUUCCUCUACUCAGAACGCAGCACUAGUGGCCUGAAAUAUGUUCAAAUAUUUUAAAGUAUGUAGAAGAAAAAAAAAACUGUUGCUUAUUUCUGAUAAGUUGUUCAUUAAUGUCAUUCAUGCUCAUGUGCAGUUAAAUAAUUAAAUAAUGUUUAUUGUUUUACUCUUGAAUGUAUCCUAACGGAUUCUUAAUUAGAAAACAGCAUCAUAAAACUGGCAACAGUUAUAUCACUUCCACCUCAACACUGUUAUUUUUCAUCCUUUUUGUUCUGUUUUCAUGUGUCGUGAUUUAAUUGAUAAGAUGUGUAUAUCAGUGGUCAUUCCUAUUUGUUUAAGCGGGCAAUGGGCUGUUAAGUAAAAAAAUAUUUAGCAUAUGUGUGGAGGAAUGGCAUUGAAAUGUUAAAACAAAUCGAGAAAAUGAGAAGUGAUUGCAAAUUAUUGUAAUUUUGCUUUUAUUUGGUUGUGAGUGAUUGUGAGAAACCACUGGUGAUUUUGUCAUAUUGACGUAAAAUGUGUAUAGCAGGUGCUUAGUGGAAAUCAUCUCCAAAUGAUGUGUAGCAGGUGUACAGAACAGGGUAUUUUGUUUGUAUGUUUUUUUUCUUCUUAAUUAGAUAUGUAACUAAACUAAGGUCUUAUGGUUGAGUAUUUGUGUUUUAAGUGUGCGUGCGUGCGUGCGUGUGUGCGUGGUUACAGUUUCAAGAUUAACUUUGUGGUCUGGUUUAAAUGUGUGUGUGUGUGCAUUCUUGUAUGUAAUUCUGCAUCUGUAUGUAUGUGACUGUGUGUUUUAUACUGUACAAAGCUUGUACUAGACACAGACCUGGAGCUGUCAUGCAAAAGCAUGUUUGGUCUGCAUAUUGCAUUUAAAUUGUCUUGGUUGUAGCUUGUAUAAUAAAGUGGAACUCUUAAACCUUAAA